Molecule: messenger RNA, 2403 nt
Organism: Effrenium voratum
Lineage: Eukaryota; Dinophyceae; Suessiales; Symbiodiniaceae
Source: the annotation of a GenBank genome assembly
AAGGAAGCAUCGCAGAUCGCUAAGAACAAUCCAUGGCAAGGAGCUCCAGAAACGAAGCAUUGAGCGAGGCAAGCGUGGGAUGAAGCCAUGGGCGCCGCAUCGUCUGCCCCCGUGUUGGGCGUCGACAUAAGCCCGAGCCACACCAGCAGUUGCUGGUGGGCUGGCAUUGCGCUGGGGGGCAAGCUGUACGGGGUACCCUGCAAUGCUGAUCAGCUGCUGAUCUACGAUGUCGCUGCUACUGAGCCAAUAAGAUACGUGGAUACCAGGAAGGUGGCUACUGGAGAGGGGAAGUGGCGGUCGAGUGUGGCACUGGGGGGCAAGCUGUAUGGUAUUCCAGACCGUGCGGAAGCGCUUCUGAUCUACGAUUUCAGCUCCGGCACCGUCUCGGGGGUGGACACGCGCAAGGUGUCCCGAGGGCCUUUCAAGUGGCAAGCGGCCGUGGCCCUGGCGGGGAAGGUCUAUGGGAUUCCGCACCAUGCCAGCAAGCUCUUGGUGCACGAUCCCAAGACCCGGGCUGUGGUGGGCGUGGAUACCACGCACAUCGCCACCGGCAACUCCAAGUGGCUGGCGGGGAUGAGCUUGGGAGCGAAGGUGGUAGGGGUGCCCUGCAAUGCAGAUGCCUUGCUGAUCUAUGACCCGCUGACGGGCCAUUGCGUUGGCGUCCCCACUGCUUACCAUGCAACUGGCCCCUUCAAGUGGCUCUCUGCUGUUACAUUUCAAGGUCUGCUCUAUGCGAUCCCCUGCCACGCCGAGUGCAUUUUGGUCUUCGACCCCUCCAAGAACCAGGUUUCGCACGUGGACACCUCCAGCAUUGCGACCGGGCCCGGGAAGUGGGUGGCUGCCGUCGCCUGCGCGGGCAAGAUCUACGGCAUCCCGGAUCACGCCACCUCUGUGCUGGUCUUUGACCCAAAGUCCCAGGAGGUUUCUGGCAUUGACAUCAGCCACUUGACAGCCACUGACACGAAGGGCAAGUGGCAGUCUGCAACAGUUCUUGGUGGCAAGAUAUACGCUGUGCCUUACAAUGCGCAUGAGAUCCUCGUGGUAGACCCGUCAGCUUCUCGAGCCUCCGUGGUGGAUGUGCGCAGCCUGGAGAAGGGCUCAGGGAAGUGGGGCUUUGCAGCAGCCAUAGGCGGCAAGCUGUGUGGCCUGCCUUGGGAUGCCACGCACCUUCUUGUGCACGAGCCACAAGAGGCGGGCGAGGAGACCCCUGCGCCGCAGAACUCCGAGGUGCCCAUCAGCGCAGCGGAAGCUGAGGCGGCAGAUCCCACAGAGAUCGGCUUCGAUGGCGCUGCAGACAUCUCUCCGAAUCUUGGAGAGCUGCUGGUGCAGGACUUUGUGGGUGCUUGGCUGAGCGAGUGGAUCUACUUCACAGACGAGACGAAGAAAUCUACGGUGCCAGUGAUGAAGGUGGGUGGCGUGCCUGUGAAGUUCCAGGUGCACAGCGUCAUGGACGACCCUUUGCAAGGCAGCCCGGCUCGGUCGGCGGUGGUCACCGCUGUCCUCCCUGACUCCGCCGUGGUCUACCUCGUCUUCAAAGGCUCUUCCUUCAUGAACGACUUCGUGGUGAAUGCCUCCGUCGGCCCGGACUACACGCCUUUUGAUGCCACGUUCGAUGACCGUACCACCUUCAUACAUCAUGGCGCCCACCAUGCCAUCGCUCAGCUCCGCGUGCAGCAGUGGCCAGCUCUGAAGGAGCAGCUGGAGCGCUGUGCCCAGGACGGCGUAAAGCAGCUGGUCAUCACCGGGCACUCCCUUGGAGGCCAAUAUGCCUUGGCCUUCAUGCUGCAGGUCUUCCUGGAUGGAGUGCGGGAAGCGCCCAUGCACACACUCCUGCGACAGGCCCGGUCCGUGGCUUUCGGCGCCCCGAUGUGCUACGGCGCCGCUGAGGGCUUCGAAGUGCGGCAGGACUUGGCCGAGUUCAUCCAGGAGCGAACCGUGGUCUAUGUGAAUUCCGGUGAUCCCGCACCGCGCUUGUGGUCGGAGCUUGACCUGGAGGACUUCAUGAGAUAUGCGGUCUCCUGGCUACAGCAGCAGGUGUCUAGCUUCUCCAUGCGCAUCCUGGACUAUGCCUCGGGGGGCCUUGCGCAAAAGGCACAGGAGAUCUUGAAGCGCCCAGACAUUGAAAAACAUUUGUUGCGGCCAGCAGCGCGCUACGUCCAUCUCUCUCAGAUUCGAGUCCUGGCCAAGGACUUUCUUUUAUGGCGGCCGCUGAGUUACGGGCGCAUGAACAUCGACGACCACAGCUUGUCACUGGGCUACAUGCCGGCGCUGUGCGCCGCCUUCGAUCCAGUGGCCGCUGGUGGACUCUGGGAUGAGAACGGGCAGCCGCUCGUCGACGAGGCAGGGCACGGCCUGAUUUGAGGGCAUCUUCCAACCCGCUUCGGACCGAGCCAAAGAUGCCGA